This is a messenger RNA of Dalotia coriaria, 4080 nucleotides long. RefSeq names its product G-protein coupled receptor rickets (gene rk). Gene Ontology annotation, cellular component: plasma membrane. The record is from RefSeq and is a predicted model, not a curated record. Gene Ontology annotation, biological process: hormone-mediated signaling pathway; adenylate cyclase-activating G protein-coupled receptor signaling pathway; activation of adenylate cyclase activity. Bases 44 to 3670 code for a protein of 1208 amino acids. NCBI's taxonomy places the organism in Eukaryota, Metazoa, Arthropoda, Insecta, Coleoptera, Staphylinidae. The transcript has 16 exons. Gene Ontology annotation, molecular function: G protein-coupled peptide receptor activity; protein-hormone receptor activity; protein binding.
CGGGCAAGUGAAGGCGAACGCGAGGUGAUCGCGUGCACACAGCAUGCGUCUGCUCUUGCUAGCAGCUGUGGUGAUGUUGUCCAAGCUGCAGCCGCAUGCGGCGCGGCUUACCGUCACCGAGGGCCACCACCAUCAGCCGCAUGACGCCUCUACCUCCUCCUGCCCGAUACUCGAGGGCCAGUGCCGUUGUUCCGCUGAUCUGCAGGAGUUUGUCUGCAAAACGGCCGGAUUUACCACCGUACCUUCAACACUGCCAAAUACCAUUACCAAACUAGACUUAACGAGCAAUAACAUCACGGCAUUAGACGCCAUCUCACUGAAGCAGUACACGCGACUGGAAGAAUUAAUACUCAUCGAUAAUCAUCUAGUUGAAAUACACCCGGAAGCAUUUGCGAAGACCAUUCACAUCAAAAGAUUAAUCCUCCAAAAUUGUAGGCUUACUGAAGUUCCCAAGGCAGCUUUAUUGCCGUUGAAGAAACUUCACACAUUGCAGCUGGGCCAAAAUGAAAUAUGGGAACUGGACGGAAGUACAUUCCGACAACUGCAAAUGCUUCGAAGUUUGCGCCUGGACGGAAAUCGCCUACGCGCCAUACCGACAAAUGCACUGCAAUGGCUUGAACAUCUAGAGGUCCUAAACCUGGGCAACAAUCUCAUCACUUCCAUUCCAGUGGACGCGUUCCCCAGAAUGGAAAAUCUUAUCGUUCUGUAUCUCAAGAGGAAUCAAAUCACUGAAAUAGCUGAGGACGCUUUCGCAAACAUGACGGCACUGAGAGUCAUCGAACUUGACGACAACUUCUUGACAAGCAUUCCAACAGCGGUGACUAAACUCCCUUCCCUACAAGAUUUGUCUAUCUCGGGGAAUCGCAUUAAGUAUAUUCCCAGUGGAUUGCUCCAGAAAACACCUGGAUUAGCCUUAUUGGAACUAAAAGGCAAUCCGUUAGUGGGCGUCGAUACACAUGCAUUCUCAUUUCUACCACGACUACGAAAGCUAAUUUUAUCGGAUGCUCGUGAACUGUCGACGUUUCCAUCCCUAAAUGGAACAAGCGCUCUGGAAAUUCUGCGAUUAGAUCGCGCCGGCAUUUCGUCAGUGCCAGCCACUCUAUGCUACACUUGCCCUGGAUUGAAGAGUUUAGAUCUUAAAUCAAACAAACUGGUGGAAGUGCCAGAUCUGUCUAAUUGCAAGGACAUACGAGUGCUGGAUUUGGCUGGCAACAAGAUAAAUUCUUUGGAGAGUCGACCUUUUAAGGGGAUGUCGCAAAUGCACGAUCUGCUUUUAGCUCACAACGAUAUCCAUCACAUCUCCUACGACGCCUUCUACGGCCUAUCUAAACUACAAGUGUUAGAUCUCGAAGAUAAUAAAAUUUCCUUCAUUCAUCCCGACGCCUUCCUGUCGAUUUCACACAUCGAAGACUUAAAUUUGGGUAACAAUGUGUUCUCAAUACUGCCAUUUGCUGGGUUGGAACGUUUGCUGCAUUUGAAGACGUUCAACAAUCCAAACUUACGGGAAUUUCCACCACCCGAAGUUUUUCCGCGUAUUCAAACAUUGGUACUCGCGUACGCUUAUCACUGUUGCGCCUUUCUCCCCUUGAUACCUUCGAACCCACCGCCGCGAGCUAAAGAUAUAAUCGUGUUUCCCGACAUUGAUGAUAUCGAUUUGAAUAUAUGGAAUUCCAGUUCGAUAGACUUGUGGCCAUCAAUGCAAAACAUAAGUCACAAAUUUGGCAAGAAAUUCAAAGCGUUGUGGGACCGUAUUGGCACUGAUUUCACGUACCCGGGAAACUUUCCCGCUUAUAUGGAGGAAUACACCGAGGAGGAAUUAAAUCGCAUUACUGGCAGCGAUGGUCCUCCCGGCAAAAUUCAGUGUUUGCCAUUGCCAGGCCCUUUUCUACCAUGUCAGGAUUUAUUUGAUUGGUGGACUUUGCGUUGUGGUGUGUGGAUUGUAUUUUUAUGUGCAAUGUUGGGGAAUGGUACUGUUGUGUUUGUACUUAUAUUUAGCCGAAGUAAGAUGGACGUACCUCGAUUCUUAGUAUGCAAUUUAGCGGCAGCGGACUUCUUUAUGGGCGUUUAUUUAGGUUUUUUAGCGGUUGUUGAUGCUUCAACACUCGGCGAGUUUCGCAUGUAUGCGAUUCCAUGGCAGAUGUCGGCAGGAUGUCAAAUGGCGGGAUUCUUGGGCGUAUUGAGUUCGGAAUUGUCGGUUUACACAUUGGCAGUGAUUACCUUGGAACGCAACUAUGCGAUAACGCAUGCCAUGCAUCUCAAUAAGAGGCUCUCUUUGAAGCACGCCGGUUAUAUUAUGAUGGUCGGUUGGACCUUCGCAAUUAUCAUGGCGGUGCUACCUUUGUUUAGUAUAUCCGAUUAUCGGAAGUUUGCGGUGUGUUUGCCGUUUGAAACAAACAACACCGCGAGCCUAACUUACGUAGUGUUUUUAAUGUUUAUAAAUGGUAUUGCGUUUUUAAUUUUAAUGGGUUGUUACUUAAAAAUGUACUGUGCAAUUCGCGGUUCUCAGGCGUGGAACAGCAACGAUUCGCGGAUCGCAAAACGUAUGGCAUUGUUAGUAUUCACAGACUUUUUGUGCUGGUCACCAAUUGCAUUCUUUAGCUUGACAGCCGCCUUUGGUUUGCAACUUAUAACGUUGGAGCAGGCAAAAGUAUUCACUGUUUUCGUGCUGCCAUUGAAUUCUUGUUGCAAUCCUUUUUUGUAUGCCAUACUUACUAAACAAUUUAAAAAAGACUGCGUCAUGAUCUGUAAGGCCAUAGAAGAAAGUAGAGUGACGAGAGGCAUUGGCCGGUGCAGGCAUAGCUCAAACUUUAGCAAUCGGCAAACGCCCGCGAACACAAACAGUUUAGCGGACAGAUCGUCGAGAGAGAAUCAAAAUCAUCACGUUCCGUCGUGCACGUGCAACGUGAAGCUGUUGGGUGAUCAAAAUGAAAACACUCCACGGCCGCAGACGCGUAAGAGUCGCACUAAAGAAUGGUUCUUAAGUAAAACCAGAUGGAUGUUGUGCGUUCGAAGACAAAGUCGGCAUCGGCCUAGGAGUGACCAGUACACCUAUCAAAUUGCUGAAAUACAGCAGAAGCAACACAAACGCGCCUCUAGCGUUUCGUCGAGUGAGAAUUUCAGUUCGUCACGUUCGGAUUCCUGGCGUCACAAUCAUCACUGCGGUAUACCCCUGAGACUGCUCGAUCCGAAACGCCGUGCAUCCUCGUGGCUAGUGACACGAAAGACGUCACAGGACUCCAACCUGUCGAGUUCUCGAAAUGAUUCCUCUGGAUCGGCCACGACGGCUAGUACGGGCACGUGGCGUAUCUCGCGGUCGAGUGCGUCCAGUGAACCGGCGACACGCCUACGCGCCAAGCCGCGAUUGACGCGUCAAUGCGCCGUGCAGGACGAAUUCGAUCCGCCAGGAUCGCCGGGCCGGCUUACCGUUCGCUUCCUAACGACAAUACCAUCGGCAGCGGAGAAUAGUAUGCAACAGGACGAGGAGCCGCCCCUGCUUAUCUCGCCGACAAAAGAGCGCGAAGGUCCUUUGUAUGCAAUCCUGCAUACGACGCCCAUUAUUACGCCGACGCGACGACAAAGCAUCGUCACGUUACAUCCACCAAAUACAUGCACUGCGACUAGUCAGCCUGAAGCAGGUCCUUCAAAACCUGUUUCAGACGUAAAAAGAUAAUAAUUAGUCCAAAUUAAUAUUAUGUAUUUUUCUAUGCAGUGUAAUUAAAUUACAUUCGAUAUUAAAUGCACUGUAUUCAUAGAUAGAUUAAUCGAGUACCGUCUUAUACGAUGUAUAAGUACACAUUCCAGGGUUCAUGCUUCCAGAAUAUGUUGUGUAGGAGGGUGCUCAUUAUUAAAUUAUUGUAGUUUAUUUUGUACAUAUAUAUAAUGAAUACGGGGGCAUUUCCGAAAAAUAUAUUUAACUGAAAUUUUGUGUAAAAUGUAGAAAUGUCCAAUGAGUCACUAUUUUUCGGUACCCCAGAUAUACUAAUAUAUUUAUCCCAAGUGUACAAUACGAUAAAGAAUGCGUGAUAUACUAAAUAAUUAGCAUUAAGGUUGAUACUAUCUAAAUAAAUUUAUUAAGUGAGA